AUGAGGCUCACCAUAUGGCUAGGUCUGUCCUUCAAGCUUUCACUGCCCAACGGCGCCACCGUUGCUGGAAUCCGCAACAUCCCUACAGACUCUCCGUCUCCUCACUAUCGACCGCUAAUCGUCGGUCUUCACGGUGGCACUUACGACUGUCAUUACUUUGACGGGAGCUGA
This is a messenger RNA of Aspergillus nidulans FGSC A4, 171 nucleotides long. RefSeq lists its product as uncharacterized. The record is from RefSeq and is a predicted model, not a curated record. Bases 1 to 171 code for a protein of 56 amino acids. Lineage: Eukaryota; Fungi; Ascomycota; Eurotiomycetes; Eurotiales; Aspergillaceae. The transcript has 2 exons.